UUUUGCUGAAUCAGCCAGGCUACUAGUUCCUAUUUAAUAAUUCUCUUUCCAGUCAACUAGUGAAGAGUAACAACUCCACGUUGUUUUUAUUGUCUUUAUAUCUCCAAUAACCGGGUGUCCUUUGUGCUACUGAACCUCCAAAAAAUGGAAAGGUACAAGAUAAUUAAGGAAGUUGGUAAUGGUACAUUUGGGAGUGUGUGGCGAGCUUUGAAUAAACAGACUGGUGAAGUGGUUGCAAUUAAAAAAAUGAAGAAGAAGUAUUAUUCAUGGGAAGAAUGCAUAAACUUGAGAGAAGUCAAGUCAUUGAGGAAAAUGAUCCAUCCAAAUAUCGUUAAGCUCAAAGAAGUGAUUAGGGAGAAUGACAUUUUGUACUUUGUGUUCGAAUACAUGGAGUGCAACUUAUAUCACCUUAUGAAGGACAGGCCUAAGCUUUUCUUAGAAUCAGAAGUGAGAAACUGGUGCUUCCAAAUAAUUCAAGGUCUUGCAUACAUGCAUCAACGAGGAUAUUUUCAUCGCGACCUUAAGCCAGAGAACUUGUUGGUUUCAAAAGAUACAAUAAAAAUUGCUGAUUUCGGUCUUGCUCGGGAGAUCAAUUCUCAGCCCCCAUAUACGGAAUAUGUCUCAACUCGCUGGUAUCGUGCCCCUGAAGUUCUUCUACAGUCACCUAUCUAUGGUCCCGCUGUCGAUAUGUGGGCAAUGGGUGCAAUAAUGGCUGAGCUAUUAACUCUUCGUCCUCUAUUCCCGGGUUCAAGUGAAGCAGAUGAGAUCUACAAAAUAUGCAGUGUUAUAGGUAGUCCAUCAAAGAGUGAAUGGGCUCAUGGGCACGAACUUGCAAAUUCUAUCAACUACCAGUUUCCGCAGAUCGCUGGUGUAAAUCUUUCUUUGUUACUCCCAUCUGCCAGUGAGGAUGCAGUUAAUCUAAUCACUUUGCUUUGUUCGUGGGACCCUUGCAAGAGGCCAACAGCAGUUGAAGUUCUUCAGCACCGUUUCUUUCAGAGUUGCUUUUAUAUACCUCCAUCACUACGUUCUAAGGCUGCUGUUGCUAGGACGCCUCCAUCUGCUGGAAUGAAGGGUGCCAUGGAGCAGAAAACCAAUAGGUGGUCAUCUGGUACAAUAACCAACUCAAAACCUCGUAGCAACUUCUCUCCUGUCAAGUCGCAAUUUAGCGCAGGUGUCCAAAGGAAGUUGCAACUGAAUUAUCAGGAUGCAACGAAGAACGAUAAAUCCCUAAAAGGCUCUAUUAAGCAGCCAGCAAAGUAUCGUCCUCCUGCAAGGAAUGCUCCUGUUGUUGGUUCUGCAGUGAAGACUCGUGCAGUCUCUGAUGCUGCUGAGAAGCUUGCCAACAUGAGCAUUGGCUCUGCUAGGGCGCCUAUAAAGCAUCCAUUGCCUCAGCCUAUGAAGGCCGGAGGGUUGCAUCCAUUGCCUCAACCUAUGAAGGCAGGAGGGUUGCAUGGGCCGCGUGACGUGUUCCUGGGACGAUCUCAAGAUAUUAUGCCUGGAAGAAGCUAUUCGAGGAAAAUCGCAGGAUGAAGAGAUGGUCAGUCGUACCCGGGGUGUGUUUUCUUGUGAUGGUGUUUUCUAGUAAUGGUGUUGUGUGCCUGACUACAUCUGGAUAAGUUUGGUGAGAAGCAGUUUAUGUAUGUUAUGUCAGUUUGUUUCCUUCCGGUGAUACAGUAGAAUGUUGGGAACUGCGUGUUAAAUAAACGUUGUGGUUGUGUUUGAAAUAGAUUUCUCUGACCAACAUUUGCUAUAAAUAAAUGGUGUGAUGGUGUUUUAAAUAGUA
This is a messenger RNA of Nicotiana tabacum (common tobacco), 1783 nucleotides long. Its product is annotated as cyclin-dependent kinase F-4-like. Gene Ontology annotation, molecular function: protein kinase activity; ATP binding. Gene Ontology annotation, biological process: protein phosphorylation. Lineage: Eukaryota; Viridiplantae; Streptophyta; Magnoliopsida; Solanales; Solanaceae. The record is from RefSeq and is a predicted model, not a curated record.